ACUACCGCAGGAAAAUCAGAUAGACUUACUACGACACGACGCAUAAAGAAGUACACAGAGGACGGCCCUCCAUCAUGCUAUAAUAUUGCGUCGACUAACGUGACAGGUUAAAUUAACUCAAGCAUUCUAAAAGGGAUUUCAGUGCACAACAACACAAUCAAUACAACUUCAAUCGCAUGAUAUGUGACAAAAGGAUAAGGAACUGAUUAGCAUUCAAAACAAGUUAUCAGUGAUUUAUAAAAAUUAUCAGAAUGAGUACUACGGUUAUGAAAGUACGGUUGUUGAUUUGUUCGGUGAUAUUCGUACUACCAUAUUGCACAGGAUUUAAAGAUGAACAUAUUAUUGAUUUGUAUGAACAAGGUUUGGCAAUAAACUCAACUAAUUGGUACCUAAAACUCAAUACUUCCGAUAUAAACGAAGAAAUUCAAAAAGCUACCGAAAUAAUUGAAAACAGAUAUCGUUUGGAAGAUACAAUAUUAUCAAAUAUUAGUCAAAUAACAAUUGGAAGCCCUGUUCAUGGACAGCUAAUUGAUUCUAUGCCUUCCAAAGGCGGAAAUUCAGCAUCUCGAUUUGCUGAAAUUAUAAUUGAAGCUACACGCAGCCUGAAGAAUACAUAUUGUCUAAAGCACGGGUUAAGUGAUAUACAGUGUGCCAAAGAUUUAACGAAGGUGAAUCUGACUGGGACAACUUUGGGUGAGAUGUGUAUGUCCGAGUAUUACGAUAAAAUUCCGUGCGAAGUACCUCACUAUCGUAAUAAUGACGGAUCUUGUAGCAAUUCGAAACAUAAAAAUUGGGGAAAGGCAAACACGCCUUAUAAACGUUUGCUGUUUCCAGUCUACAAGGAUGGUAUUUACGAAAUGCCAAGCGAAGAAAAACUGCCCAACCCUAGAUCACUGAGCUUAAAUCUUGUAAAAGACGAAAUUUCGAUAGAUCAAGGAAAAACGAUGAUGGUGGCCUUCUGGAUGAUUUUCAUAGCCCACGAUCUAUCACACACAGCAGUUUCCACCAUGGGGAAAGACAACAGAUUUGUGAAUUGUUGUGAUAAAGACAAAAAUAUUCAAUAUACUCUGAACAAAAACAUGAGGUCUUGCAAGCCAAUACCGAUACCGGAUGAUGACAAGUUUUUUAAACCGGAACCGUAUGAUUGCAUGAACUACGUGCGUUCGCGGCCAGCGGUGCGUUCUGAUUGUACAUUUGGACCAAUGGAACAAAUGAACCAAGCUACCCAUUAUUUAGACGGGUCGAUGAUAUACGGUUCGUCGGAAGAACAGGAGUUGUCGGUGAGGGAAAUGUCGUUCGGCAGGUUGAAAGAAAUAGACCUAUACAGGUAUGAUCCAGAAUUCUCGUCAAUGCCGCGGGAAACCACCGAUACGAAAGCGUGUCAGAACGGCAUCGGUACGUGCUUUAAGGCGGGUGACAUCCGAGCAAACUCGUUUCCACAACUGACGGCCUUGCACACACUGUGGAUUAAGGAACACAACCGGAUAGCCCUAGAAAUUCAUCAAAUAAAACCAAAUUUGAAUGAUUUUGAACUUUUCCAUGAAGCCAAGAGAAUCGUGAUAGCAGCUAUUCAGCACAUCACGUACUUCGAAUGGCUGCCGGCACUACUUGGCUAUAAUUAUGUCAAGGAGAGUGGUUUAGAAGUUUUGGAAAAUACCUAUGGAGGUAGAACUUAUUACGACGAGAAUGCAGACCCGUCAGUCAGCAACGUGUUCGCGACCACGAUACUCCCGAUUGCCUAUUCUAUGAUCAGCAAUAUUAUAAGAUUAAACCGGGAAGACAGCAACUCAGAAGAAUUAUCGGGUUGGAGCUCUGAUAAUUUGACGCUAAAGGAAUAUUACAACCAACCUGUUGAUAUACUGAAAAAUAACACACAUUAUAUUCUAAAGGGACUAAUUACGGAGAGUGCACAAAACGUCGAUAUGCUGUUUACACAAACGAUUACAAAUCAUUUAUACAGUAUUGGUACAAAUAACUCGUUUGGAAUGGACACGCUCAGCUUGGAUAUACAACGAAGCCGGGACCAUGGUAUUCCGAGCUACACACAAUUUAGAAAAUAUUGUGGGCUAAAAGAUAUAGAAAAUGAACAAGAUUUAUCUGAGAUAAUGGGGGAAAGCUCAGCCGAUAGAUUAUUGAAACUGUACAAAACUUGGAACGAUAUAGAUUUAUUGGUUGGUGUAUUGUUGGAAAAACACGCUGAAGACGCAAUGGUUGGCCCGACGAUGAGGUGUAUCAUCAGAGAACAGUUUCUAAGAACCAAAAAGGCAGAUAUAUUCUUUUAUGACGGAAACAGACUAUUCAGUUAUGAACAACUUGCUUACAAUAUCAAAACUUAUAGUUUAGGUGCUGUUUUAUGCGUGAACACCGAUAUUAAAGUGAGGCAAGAAAAUGUAUUUUUGACGCCGAAAAUAUUUAGACCUUGUUUUGAAAGAAAAACUGAUAGACUUUCGUUCCAUUUAUUUUACUAUGAUUAUUAUUCAUCCCUAUUAAAUAGGUUAAGUUAA
This is a messenger RNA of Myzus persicae (green peach aphid), 2504 nucleotides long. Its product is annotated as peroxidase-like. Bases 252 to 2504 code for a protein of 750 amino acids. The transcript is spliced from 11 exons. Gene Ontology annotation, molecular function: peroxidase activity; heme binding. Gene Ontology annotation, biological process: response to oxidative stress. The record is from RefSeq and is a predicted model, not a curated record. Lineage: Eukaryota; Metazoa; Arthropoda; Insecta; Hemiptera; Aphididae.